Molecule: messenger RNA, 2919 nt
Organism: Pteronotus mesoamericanus
Lineage: Eukaryota; Metazoa; Chordata; Mammalia; Chiroptera; Mormoopidae
Gene: RAB35
Product: RAB35, member RAS oncogene family
Exons: 6
Coding region: 145-750 (201 amino acids)
Biological process (GO): Rab protein signal transduction; endocytic recycling
Cellular component (GO): endosome membrane; plasma membrane
Molecular function (GO): GTPase activity; GTP binding
Source: RefSeq, a predicted model, not a curated record
GGGGGAGCGGAGGGAGGUGUUUCUGUCAGUUCCGGCUGUUUGUUCGGGAAGUGGAUCCGCCGCUGCCGGAGCAGCCCGGAGGGAGCUGCGGAUCGCGAGGCCAGCGCCAACCCCGUCCGUCUGCCCGCGCCUCCCCCGCCCGCCAUGGCCCGGGACUACGACCACCUCUUCAAGCUGCUCAUCAUCGGCGACAGCGGUGUGGGCAAGAGCAGUUUACUGUUGCGUUUUGCAGACAACACUUUCUCAGGCAGCUACAUCACCACGAUCGGCGUGGAUUUCAAGAUUCGGACCGUGGAGAUCAAUGGGGAGAAAGUGAAGCUGCAGAUCUGGGACACGGCUGGGCAGGAGCGGUUCCGCACCAUCACCUCCACGUAUUAUCGGGGAACCCACGGGGUCAUCGUGGUUUAUGACGUCACCAGUGCCGAGUCCUUUGUCAAUGUCAAACGGUGGCUUCAUGAAAUUAACCAGAACUGUGAUGACGUAUGCCGAAUAUUAGUGGGGAACAAGAAUGAUGACCCUGAGCGGAAGGUGGUGGAGACAGAAGAUGCCUACAAAUUCGCCGGGCAGAUGGGGAUCCAGUUGUUCGAGACCAGUGCCAAGGAGAAUGUCAACGUGGAAGAGAUGUUCAACUGCAUCACAGAGCUGGUCCUCCGAGCAAAGAAAGACAACUUAGCGAAACAGCAGCAGCAACAACAGAACGACGUGGUAAAGCUCACGAGGAAUAGUAAACGAAAGAAACGCUGCUGCUAAUGCCUCACCCAGCCCACUGCAGAGACUGCACUGCGGCCACUCCCUGGCCCGAGGCCCGCGGGGCUCCUCGGGGGACAGUCUCAGUUUCGUGCCGUUAUUUAAAGAAUUCUCUCCACGUUUUUGUAUCUGGAGGCGCCAUAUGCACUUCCUUCCCUUCCUCUCAAGUACCAAGAAGGUGUUGGACAACCUGCCCUUCCCUUCUGGUGCCCCUGCCCCCACCCCGGCCAAGGCGCCUGGGCCCAGCGAGGACGCUGCCAGUGAGCGGACUGAUUAACCAUUUUGUACAUAAUGUAUAUUGCUUUAACCAGCCGUUUCACCCUCGUCCUGUUCUGGCUUUGCCUCCCUAAUGCCAGCCUGCUGCAACAGACCCUCUCUCCCCGUCCCACCUUAUCGCCAGCAGCUUCCUGAGGACACAGGAUUACGUUCUACCCGCAUCUUUUGCCAACCUGGGCUGGCGGAGUGGGCUCCACGUCACCCGUUCUCUCCUGCAGGCCGUCGUCGACUUCUGUCUCUGGCACGGAGGGUCUCGCCCAUCUCCAGGGUCUAGACUGUGUUUCCAGCCCAGCUCCCUGCCCUUCCCAUUCUCUACCCCUAACCAUUCUGGCAGCUGGGGAGGCCUGGCCUUGAGGCAGGCUUGGGUUCCCUGUAGAGGUCCUGUCCUCAGCUGGUCCAGCCGUUAGGUUCCGCAGGAGUCACUCCUGCCCUUUGGCCAACAGAUUUCUUGUCCUGCCUUCUAGAUGCCUCUAAGCUACAAACCCAGGGAAGCUGUGGCUUCUAUUUAUACCAUCCUGUUUCAGUUCCAACAGAAAGACUGUGUUCAUGCAGGGAUGGGGCUUAGGAGCAUUAUUUUAACGGCUAAAGAAAAUGAAGCCAAAUCAAAUGAAUUAAGUUCCUCACACUGCUUUUCUCUUCCUGAGGUUUGAUUGGCACAGCAGCAAAAGCUGUGGCCUCCCUUUUGGGUCCAGUGUUUUUAGAAAAAGUGAAUGGUUUCCUGUCAUUGUGGGGCCGGGCUCUUGGCAGAGCAGCUCUGCCUUCCGGGACGUUUCUUGGUGGGAAAGGAGAAGGAGCCUCUCACCCUUGUCUGUGUCGGCCCAGGGCCUCCACUUAGUCCUGAGUCUUCGAUGUGGGGAGUGGGCGCCGCCAGGGGUCGGUGGUGGGGGGGUGUGCCGCCUCUGAGCGGACGGUGGGCAGCUUCAGAUCGCUGGCUGUCGUUUCAGUCUGGAGGCAGCAUGAGGGUUCCUCAGCAGGUGGCAAGGGAUGGCGGGAGGGGCCGGAGGCCAGCCGCUUUGACCUGCCCUGGUCCCUCGGAGGAAAAACCAGGGUUACCUGCAAUUGAUUACUGUCCCCUUCCCUCCUCUUUGGGACACUUCAUUCACCUUUCCCCUAAAAGGAUCAUGUAACCUGGGAACAAUUUAUUUCAACACCAUACUGUUUUACUAGAUUUCCUUUCCUAGGCAAUUUCCAGGCGAAGCCCUGACUGGACAAUCACAUCACAGAUCAUACUGCAGAUUUGCCUCGUGAACGCUGUUGAGGGGUUUUUAAUCAAAACUGGGGGUUUCCUUUUGUCCUGUUUCUCCACUUCCCCAAACUGCCAAAACAGGGGGGUUCCAUGUGACAGGCCUUCACUCUGGAGCCGCAGGAUGAGGUGGGGGGAGUUCUGUGGGCCCGGGAAGGUGGUGCUAUGGAGGGAAGGUGGCUGCAGGGCCAACCGGCAGGCAGCCUCGUCCGGUUGCGGGGCCAGGAGCAAAAGCAUGGUCUCCAUCCUCAGGCUGCCCUGGCUAAUCAUCGGUCCUGGGGUGGGCAGCACACUCCGCUCUGAGCAUUAAGGUUACGCCAGUGAGGCAGUGCUUGCAAACUCAAGCAAUAAGAGGAGGAGGUCCUGGGAGUUUCCAGUCCAGGCUAGAAACCCUCUGGGCUUCUGGCAACUGGAUGUCCAGACCCAGGAGUGGGGCGAUUUUGGUGACGACAGUGUGCCUGUCCCGCUGAGUGUUAGUACGCAUGAAUGGGGGGGUGGGGGAGGGGGGCUCACAGGGCUGGACCGAUGUCCUGGUGGACCUGAUGCGAAAUCCUGUCGAACAACAAAACUUUUAAUGGUUUGCUAGGAUUAUUUCUGUAUUGAAAGUUUCUAAUUAUGCUUUUUUAAAAAAGUACUAAAAAUAAAGGUUCAAG